GCCCCCCACCAAUCCCCCAAGCAAUCCCACAGCUACGUCGCGCGCGCGCCGCCCGUUCCCAUCGCCUUCGCCUCCUCCGUCCGGCCAUGGACCGCCGCCUCCGCGCCACCCCGCGCGCCGCCGAGCGCGGCAGCCACCACCAGUUCCUCCGCCCCGGCGCGCUCGCGCGGCUCCGGGACUCCAGGAUCGUGGCCCGCUCGGUCCGGUCGUCGGCGUGCCUCCUGCUCCCGCGGUCCGCCCUUCCGUCCCCCGCGCCGCCGUCCGCCGUCUCCGCGGCGGAGCAGGCCGUUGCGCCGCGCUUCCUGGGGACCGGCGGCUCGGGGCGGUACCCGCUCCGGAGGAGGGUCGCCGCGGCCAGGGGCGUGGCGUUCUUGCCGCCGCCGUCGCCCUAGCCGGGCACGGAGGCGUCGUUGGGCGCGCUCGCGCCAUCGCCGGAUCCGCUGGGAUUAGUUCGGACUUCGGAACGUGUCCCUGGAGCUCUAGAUUUGUGUUUAGUUCAGUAGGAUCUGUGCAGAUGGUUCGCAGUUUCUAUGUUUACUUGAUAGUUUCGAUUUGAGGAGCAAUAAUUACCUUGGAUUUUUCUUGUUCCGAUACAAGUUUUGACAGUAGAGCCGAGUAAUCUUCACACCGCUUGCAAAGUUGCAAGCUGCAAUGCAGAUGCUAAUUGCUGUCCUGCACGAACAACUAAGUCCAACUAAAUUGUGACUUCCAUC
Molecule: messenger RNA, 713 nt
Organism: Panicum virgatum (switchgrass)
Lineage: Eukaryota; Viridiplantae; Streptophyta; Magnoliopsida; Poales; Poaceae
Exons: 1
Coding region: 87-392 (101 amino acids)
Source: RefSeq, a predicted model, not a curated record